AACCGACAUACCUGCCGUUCACCUCCUCAACCGUUUCCGCCAAUUCCCCAAAUUCUAGGGUUUGAUUUCUACUUCUGCAUUUUCAUCAAUCGAAGAAUCACGCCAGCAAUUCGAAGGGGGGGUUCUCAUUGACGAUUUCUCCGGAGUUUAAACAAUGUUGUCGAAAAGCAGUUGCCCGGACACAGAAAUUACGUAUCCAGAUUGGAAGAGCCUCACAGAUGUCCUGUUGAAGGACAUAACACGACGCCUGACUUCAAUCUACGACUAUCUCGCCGUGCGCAGCGUUUGCGGUUCCUGGCGGUCGGCGGCGACGCGCAGAAACUUCAACCAUAAUUCUCCGCAAGUUUCUUUGCUCAUGUACGAUGCUAGUGGAGAAGACAACAAAGUAGUUCCUGGUCGUUGCAUUCAUUUGCAAGACCUGUCGAGAGGCAGGACUUUCAAAAUCCACGAUUUCCUUCCAUUUCCGGCAACCGUCCACCUGUCUUCCGGCGGAUGGAUUCUCUAUGUCCGGCAGGAUUGUCCUUCUGUUGGCCUGAUUAACCCAAUCUGUGGAAGAACACUCGAGCUCCCUGGUUUGGACACUUUCCCCAUAUACAGAGAAGGAGAGAAUCCCUGCAUUUUCAAAAUGCUUUUGUCUGGAAGCCCUGGAAUCGACGAUGAUGUUAUUGUUACAGUGAUUUGGGGUAAAGAGGAACGAAAGCAAUUAGGAUUUUCCAGUCCUGGAGCCCCACGCUGGGAGGCAUAUGGAGAAGAAGGACAUUCAAUUUGUGACGUUACAUAUCACAAUGGAAAGCUAUACGCACUGGACAUGGAUCGAAAGUUAGUCGAAUGCGACAUCCAUUCCCCAAAUCGACGCGAAACUCUCAAGGUUAUCUACUUGAAUUACAUCUCUGUUCCUAUUUCCACCGAUCAAGUGCCCUUCUAUAGAAACAGAUAUGAAUACUACUUGGUGGAAUCAUCCGGGAAGCUUCUAGCUGUGUUUAGACGCUUUAGCAUCUACAAUAUUAUAAGAUUCGAAGUUUUUGAGGUCGAUUUAAUGAAGGAGGAGUUGAUCAUGAUUCAGGACCUGGGCGACAAGACAAUGUUUUUAGGGUUGAACUCAUCCUUCUGCCUCGAGCUCCCUGACUGCGAUGCAAUAAAAUCGAACUGCAUAUACUUCACAGAUCAUUUUGUGGAAAGCAGUGCUUCGAAGGCAGAUCAUUGAAAUCGAAGGUCUGGACUGUGAGGAAAUCAAAUUGCAGCUUUCAGUUGAGUUUUCACCUGCAAUGCAACUAGAUGAAAAGAAUUGGCAGUCAAUUCAGCUGAGUAAUUCUACUUUUAUUUACUACUGCAGUUGAUGAAAAGUGAGCAUUGCAAUUUGGGGUACUAAUUUCAUUGAAGGCAAAUUUUGGAUUCACUUAGACAGUCAACAGCAUGAGUUUAAAAAGGUUAAAUUGGUAGCCU
Molecule: messenger RNA, 1443 nt
Organism: Andrographis paniculata
Lineage: Eukaryota; Viridiplantae; Streptophyta; Magnoliopsida; Lamiales; Acanthaceae
Product: probable F-box protein At1g44080
Exons: 2
Coding region: 155-1204 (349 amino acids)
Source: RefSeq, a predicted model, not a curated record